AUGGAGACUGACGAUGGACAGUAUCAUCAACAUGAUAAUGUCGAUGUUGGUGUACAACAAGAAGAACAACAACAUCAAGUAGAAUAUACUUAUGAGAAUCAGGAGGAACAUCAACAACAACAUUAUGAUAAUGCAGAGCAACAGGAGUAUGAACAUGAACAUGGACAUGUUCAUAAUGAAGAUCAACAGCAACAGGAAGAGGUACAACACACAGAUUAUCAACAACAAUAUACUUAUGAUAAUCAGGAGGAGCAGCAAUAUGAACAGCAAUAUGAACAACAACAUUAUAAUGUUGAGGAACAUACGCCUCAACAAGAGGAGGUGCAGGAACAUCAACAACAUUAUGAUGCUGACUAUGAGCAACAACAACAGGCCGUGGACAAUAGUACAUCUUAUGAUGAAUACACACAGACAAGUGAGGAACAACCUCAACAUGACACAACGGACAACCAUGUACAACACGACGAACAACUGGCGCAACACCAGGAUCAUCAAGACCAAUAUGCAUCAUACGAAACCGAACAACAACCACAACAAGAGCCGGAACAAGCACAAGAACAGGGAGAAGAACAAGGAGAAGAACAACCAUACUAUGACCAGUCUAGCGAAGGAUAUACCUCACCUUCGUUAUUGAGCCACACGUCACAGACACAGGACUCGAUGUCUGUGUAUGCAGAGAGUGAGGGACAGGCCGAAACAGAUGGAGAGGUGGCCAGCUGCUACUCCCCACUGUCCGUCCACCAAGAGACCGAUUCAAACGUGGCGCUAUCCGAGAGCAUCGAUGUCAGUAGCGUGGGUAGCACGCCCGAGCACUUUGACGAAACAUUCGACAGCACCCUCAGCCACAGGAGCAGACUGAUCCGCGAGGUUGUCAGCUCCGAACGAUCAUUCUCCAAUCAUCUCAACUCUGUCAUCACUCUUUACUUGGAGCCACUGAGGAACAACAGGCCAGCCAUUUUGGAGAAGGAGCACUUUGAAUCGAUAUUCUCCUGUAUUGAGACGAUCAAACAGAUGAGUGAUGAGGUUCUCGUGGAGUUGGACGAAGCGAUCAAGUCUGGCAAUGAGAAUGUUGCCAAGCCAUUCUUGUCAAGGAUGGCCAGAUACAAGGACUACCUUCAAUAUGGCAAGAAUCAUGGUAUUGCCAUCGAGCUGAUAGCCAAGCUAAUGGAGAAGAAGCCAUCCUUUGUCACAUUCAUUCACGGUGUUAGGGAUACCCAAGCACAGCAGUCUAGAUUGGACCUUCAGGCAUACCUUAUCAUGCCAGUACAGAGAAUGCCAAGGAUCAAGUUGUUGUUCAAUGAGAUAUUGGACCAGACUGAGCCUGAACACAUUGAUUAUCAUGAUAUCAAGAACUUCCUAGAGUUCAUCUCAAAGGCUACAAAGGACAUGAAUGAGGAGAUUAGGAAACAGGAGAACAAGCUCAAGGUCGAGAAGAUCCAGAACGAGCUGGCUGGAGGCCCAAGGAUCAUAAGUGAAGGAAGAGUAUUUGUUAGAGAGGGAACUUUGAUGAAGGUGUGCCGCAAGGUACCAAAGCCACGCUUCUUCUUCUUGUUCUCAGAUAUACUCAUCUACGCUACAAAGUCAACGCCAAUCAUGCAGUCUGGAUCAUCUACAAACAUGGCUCAACAAGCCAACACUCAUUUUGUGUUCCAUCGAUUGAUGAAGUUGAAGGACAUCAAGAUCAAGGACCUGCCUGACAAGGACACGCAAAAGAAUGCCUUCCAAAUCAUCAGCACGACAGAGAAGUCAUUCACCGUCUACACCGAGACGCCAAAGGAGAAGACCAACUGGCUCGAUGACCUCAGACAGCUGGGAGGCGGAGGCGGUACCAAACAAGGAGAGGACGGUGUCGAGGUGCCAGUGUGGGUGCCCGACAAGGACGCGUCCAAGUGCAUGUUCUGCAAUGACUCAUUCACCAUCAUCAAUCGUAGACAUCACUGCAGGAACUGUGGCAAGGUCGUAUGUGGCUCGUGCAGUCCCGCCAAGAAGCUACUGCCUCACGUCAAGAAGGACAAGCCCGUGAGAGUGUGUCUGUAUUGCUACGACUUUAUCACAAUGUCUGGUAGUGGACAUGGCCAUGAUCUCAGCACUGUUGGUGGCGCUGGUGCUCCUCGCUCAAUGACACCACCCAACCCCGCGAUGACAGGAAGUGGCGUGCGCUCCAGUGCGAUGUUCAAGCUCAACUCACUCCUCGGAGAUAAGAACUCAAAGAGACGCUCGACAAUGUAUCCCAACAGCAAUGGCCAGUCACAGGACCCCUCGGCCAGCUCACCCAACCUGACCUCAUCGGGUGGAGGCAAGCGUGACACCAUCACUGGCAAGUUCCGUCGACUGAAACACGUGAUCAAGAAGGAUGGAUCGGACGACAGGCCAAGCCACAGCACCUUGGAUCGUACCAACUCUGAUCCUCACUUGAUCACCAGGACCAAGCCUGUUGGUACACCAAUGACAGGCUCUGUGCCCAUUCUUCCUGUGGCCGCACCAGUCCCCUCACGACCAGACCGCAACAGUCGAAUCAUCUCGACAACUACACCACCGGCCCCAACAACAACAACGGCCCCACCUGUUGUCACGGCUCAUCCCCCAGUCAACAACAAUGUACAGCCAUCGGCAUUCAAUCCAAUGGUGGCUCCACCUGUCCCCAACCGAGGACUGCGAAAGGCACCAGCUGUCACCCAGUCGCCUCCACCUCCAACAAACAAUGUACAACAGAUCCAUCACCCACAUGCAUUCCAACAACAACAUCAACUAUUCCAACAACAGCAUCAACAAUAUCAACAGCAACAGCAACAGCAGCAUUCAUCCCCACCUCUGCCAUCGAAACCUACUUCACCUGGCUUGGCACCAGUUGUUCCAAGACCAAUCCCCACCAACUCCAACACCAGAACACAUACGACUACACCAACUACACACUCACAAGUCACAACUCCACCUAGCAACGUCCCAAGAGUGGCCAGCACAUCGUACAAGCUUGCUCCAGUUCCUACACCUGUGCCACACACAACAACAACAACAGAGCCCCAACAACGUAGGAGUAUACCUCCAAGGGAUAGCCUGGCGCCAGUAUCCCCAAGGAAGCCUAUUUCUCCAAGGAAGCCAAUGGCAUCGCCCUCCCACAACCAUGAGAGCCCUAGCAAGCGUGUUGGAUCAAGCGAGAUUGUGCGCUCAAGCACUGGAUCAGUCUCGAGUAUCAUUCAGAACUUCAACAAACUGGCCACUACACCAACAACAUCUCCCACCCUGCAAUCCAGUGUCCAAGAGAGUAGACGCAAGAGCAACCAGAUGGCACCGCUCGAUGAGACACAGCCAGCACCAUUCCCAAGGCGAUCAAACCCACCUCUGAGACCUACAAGCACCAAUCUUGGACUAGCAACAGUGGAAGAGGUGCAGACACCUCCAAAGGAGAUCCAACCACAGCCAGCUACACUCCAAAGACGAUCAAACCCACCUUUGAAGCCUAUGGUCGUUCCAACGGCAACAACUCAAGCCAAUCCAAUCGCUACUCCCAUACCUUCGUCCAGCGUCCAUCAACCAGUACCUCGCACUACUGAGCCACGCCCACUACCCAAGCCAACUGGCUUCCCGUUGAUGGGCAGCGUAACCAAUCACACAACAAGCGGCAGAGCUUUACCAACCCCUCCAAAGACUACAUCAGUCCAUACUCAACCUCAACAACCCACUCUUGACCCAACACCUGUCACCGCCGCCACACCAACAGCAACUCCUCCGACUCAUCACCAACCAUUGACAAAAGAACCGAUCAAUCCAUCAUCUACCAACUCACCUCCACUGAGGGCAAACCCUCCACCCAAACCCAAGUCACUACGACCAAAUGUACUUCCACCAACACCACAAAAGCAAACGUAG
Acytostelium subglobosum LB1 is the source of this 3867-nucleotide messenger RNA. RefSeq lists its product as hypothetical. The record is from RefSeq and is a predicted model, not a curated record. NCBI's taxonomy places the organism in Eukaryota, Evosea, Eumycetozoa, Acytosteliales, Acytosteliaceae. Gene Ontology annotation, molecular function: guanyl-nucleotide exchange factor activity; metal ion binding. The transcript has 4 exons. Bases 1 to 3867 code for a protein of 1288 amino acids.